Messenger RNA from Fundulus heteroclitus (mummichog), 2380 nucleotides. Its product is annotated as cyclic AMP-responsive element-binding protein 5. Gene Ontology annotation, molecular function: cAMP response element binding; DNA-binding transcription factor activity, RNA polymerase II-specific. The record is from RefSeq and is a predicted model, not a curated record. The transcript has 10 exons. Lineage: Eukaryota; Metazoa; Chordata; Actinopteri; Cyprinodontiformes; Fundulidae. Bases 297 to 1832 code for a protein of 511 amino acids. Gene Ontology annotation, biological process: regulation of transcription by RNA polymerase II.
GUGUCCUGGUAAAGUGUCGCCAGCGAGCGGGUCGGGGUUGAGCGCUCAGUGUCUAUUUAGGGGGGUGUGACAGCAGCCGUCACAGCUGAGCCGGCCGGCCGGCGGAGCCCGUUCAGGAGCCGAACAGGUUGUUUUGUUUUUGUUUUUUUGUUUUUUGUUUUUUUCGUGAGAACCGGGUCAUGGUCCUCAAACUGGAUUUACCCGCUGCUUGAUUCCGACCCGAAUCAGCUGUAAGCCUCGGUUCUAUCUCUUCUUCUAUCAAAUAUGGAAACUUUAAGAGACAGCUUGUGGAUGACAUGAAUGACAAACAGGACAGGCCUUAUGCGUGCGGCGCCCCUGGCUGCUCUCAGCGCUUCCAGCUAGAGGAGCACCUGCUCAUUCACAGACACAAGCAUGAGAUGACCCUGAAGUUCCCCCCCAUAAAGACGGACAUAAGUUUUUCAGACCAGACCCCGACCCCGACGCGAUUUCUGCAGAACUGUGAAGAGGUUGGGCUGUUCAAGGAGAUCGAGGAGGAAUUUCUCCAAGCCCAGGAAGAGGAGAAUAACAAGCAGACACUGUCUCAUAAUGGGCCGUCUUGUAUGAACCAGCAACACCUGAAGCCCCAGCUUCAGCUUCAGCAUCCUCAGCCGCCGCUGCACCAUCCCCAGGCCCAUGGUCCGAUGAUGGCGCCGAGCUGCAGCCUGGCCGCCCAGCAAGCGCUGUCCUGCUCCUCCGCCGCCUCCCAGUCUGGAUCCGUGAUCACCCAGGCUCCUUCCACCCUCACACAUUCAGGGCCGGCUCCCGGGGCCCUGUCCUGCCUCCUUCAGAUGCGGAACAGACACAGACAACCUCUGCCGGCCUCUCUGCCGGGCACCCUGCCAGACCCCGCCAUGCAGGGGGCAUCUGCUCAGCACAUGACCAGACCCAAACAGACGAUGGGGCAUCAUUACCCACAUCAACACCCAGGAAUGCUCGCCAUCAACAACCCCGUGCCAUCCACGGGUCACAUGAUGGAGAUGAUGUCACAGCGCAACCAUGCCCCUCCACUACAGCAACAGCAACACCCCCAUGCUUAUCAUCCCCACCAUCCUCAUCACCAUCAUCAUCAUCAUCCUCCUCCUCCUAAUCAACCACCACAGCUUCCAGCUCCGCCCCACCCCUACCAACAGCGAUGCAAUGCUCCACCUCCACAACACCUGGGAAGCACUCAAAGCCUUCAGCUUCACCAGUCAGGGAAUGUAGUGCACUCUCAUUCUCACCAAUCACCACCAUCGCGCCUGCACCAGAGCUCCCCACCUGCACCCCCACUGUCUGCCCCACCACAGUUAUCACCAGUUGCACAACAGAUGCAGCCAUCCCACUCCCAGCAUGCAUCGCAGGCAAGCUGUAGCGGCGGCAGCAGCAGCAGCAGCGGGAGCAGUGGCGGGGGAGGAGGGGGAGGCAGCAGCCGUCGCCGACGAACGGCGGAGCAGGACCCUGAUGAGCGCAGGCAAAAGUUUCUGGAGCGUAACCGGGCUGCGGCAACCCGCUGCCGACAGAAGAGGAAGUUGUGGGUGUCGUCACUGGAGAAGAAGGCCGAAGAGCUCACGCACACAAACCUGCAGCUACAGAACGAGGUGACGUCACUGAGGUCGGAGGUCGGCCAGUUGAAGCAGAUCCUGCUCACCCACAAGGACUGUCCCGUCACUGCUCGGCAGAGAGAGGCACAGGGGUACCCCAGGGUGAGUCCAGGUGGGAGUCCCACCCCUGCAGAUCCUGAGACUCAUCCGCACGCCAUCCAGCACAACAGCGUUUCCACCUCGUCGACGGCCGCGUGCGACGCCGGGCACGGCCCCCUACCCGCGCUCUAAUCCCCACUGAGGAUGAGAGGGCUGAACUGGAUGAGUGGAUUCAUGAAUCCGUACGGACCCAGAGCUGUUGUCACUGCCGUCUUCAGCAGACAUUUUUAAUAUCAGGUGCAAAAACAACAACAACAACAAAAAAAACUAGCCUUGUUUGAAAACUCUGAUGUCAACUUUGGUCCUUGUGCUGGUGCGGAAAAUAUCAGACGCUGUUUACAUGGAUCCAACCUGCACCUGUGACUCACGGGCCACGCUCACGCCGACAAUCUCAGCACGUCUUGCACUAACUUUCAUAAAGCAACUCCUGAACGACACAGUGCCUGCAGAAGUACUUUUAUGUUUGUGUAUAUAGAGACAGACGCAAAGCGGUGCAUAACCGUGUGCGAGGAAGAAAAUGUUUUACCAAAAACAUUUGAAACGUCUGGCAUGCAUUUAUUUCUAACCUUUUUUUUUACCCUGACACCACAACGUAAAGUCUGGUUGCCCUUUAUAGAGUUUAGCCAGAUGCAAUUUAAUCUAAAUAAAAUUACUUUCCUUUCCUUUCCUUUCCUUUUUUU